AUUCUUUCCCUCUCUCUCUCUCCCUCUCUAUCCAAUCCAUUCCCAUCCCAUGCACUCUGACAUUCACUCAACUCUCAUCCACUCUCCUCUUCUUCUUCCUUCUUCUUCUUCUUCUUCUUCUUGUUCCACUAAGGUUCAGUGAACUGAUCUCCUGGAGAAUGCCAAUACUAACUGCAACCUUAGGCGGAGGAUCAUCUUCCCCUGUCCUCAGCUUCCUCGAGUCCUCCUCCCCUUCUUCUCGUAGUCAUCUUUCAAUCUUCUGUCCGACAUCCCCAAGUGGUUUCCCCAAGAUCACCCAGACACUCCCUGUCAUCAGCAGACCCUUUUGUCUUUACAGUACAAAGGUUUCUGUUUCUGUCUCCGGAAGUCCACAGGCAGAGACUGAGAGCAAUGAGCAGGGACAGGGCGCUUCCAAUGGGCCGGUUCAGGACUUCUUGCCCUCUUCCUCUUCCAAUGAGACUCUCAGACAGGCUCGGAGGUCUGCUGAUUGGAAGGCGGCGAAGGCAUAUUACGAGAGGGGCGCCAUCUAUGAGGGUAGAAUCGAAGGGUACAACGGUGGAGGCCUCCUGGUUCGGUUUUAUUCUCUUAUGGGGUUUCUACCCUUCCCGCAGCUAGGCCCUUCACAUUCCUGUAAAGAACCAAACAAAACUAUUCGAGAGGUUGCAGAAGAUCUCGUUGGUGCAGUGAUUCCUCUAAAGGUAAUCCAAGCAGAUGAAGAGAGCAGAAAAUUGAUAUUUUCUGAGAAAGAAGCCAUUUGGUCAAAGUUUUCUAAUCAUUUAAAAGUAGGUGACAUCUUUGAAGCAAAGGUCGGUUACGUUGAGGAUUAUGGUGCAUUUGUUCACUUACGCUUUCCUGAUGGAUUCUAUCAUCUCACUGGAAUGGUUCACGUGUCUGAGGUUUCAUGGGAUUUGGUUCAAGAUGUUAGGGAUAUUCUAAGUGCAGGUGACGAUGUGAAGGUUAAAAUUAUUAACAUCGACAGAGAAAAAUCAAGGAUUACCCUGUCGAUCAAGCAGCUGGAGGAUGAUCCCCUUCUAGAAACUCUGGACAAAGUGAUACCUCAGGAUGGCUCCUUGAAUCCUGGUUCCUUGGGCAUAAAUGAAGAAAGCAAUAUUGAACCCCUCCCAGGGCUUGAAACAAUUUUUCAGGAAUUGUUACGAGAGGAAGGCAUAGAUGAUGUUCGGAUCAAUCGACAGGGUUUUGAGAAACGGGUAGUUUCGCAGGACCUGCAACUCUGGCUCUCAAAUGCACCACCUGCUGACAAAACGUUCGUUCUUCUCGCUCGUGCUGGGAGACAGGUGCAAGAAAUACAGCUAACUACAUCACUCGAUCAGGAAGGAAUCAAGAAAGCACUACAACGAGUAUUAGAGCGCGUCCCAUGAUUCAGUUCAUACAAGGUUUCCCUUGCUACAGUUUUGAGCACACUUGAUCAAGGAUAAAACCAUAUACAUAUAUAUACGUCUUCUUUUCUUUUUUCCCAUCAGAUUCUGUACAGAAUGACUGUAAAUGUGGUACCAAGCAAUUGGAAUUGUUGUUGAUACUUGAUUAAAGCUGUACUGUCUUCUGGUGGUGUAGAAGAAUUGGAAUGGGACCUCAAUUAUAUACAAUCAGCAGUCCUGUCUUUUUGAAGCAACAGGCAAUGGUAUGGGGUUCAAAGUUGCAUAAACUUCAUGAUCAAUUGAGCGGCUCAGGUGGAGGGAGAUGAAAGGAUAGAGUUCCCAAUCAGCUUCCUCUGCUGCCGGGAGGUCGUUGUUGGCCUCGCACCAGCAGAGGAAGCUGACAACUGAGCAGAGGCGGCGAGGGUUGAACAGAGGAGGCUGAGCACAGGAAGGCGAGGAGGCAAAGGGUCGACAGACACGAACAAAGAAAAUAUUUUUCUAUCCUACAAAUAAUAUGUCUAUGACCACAAUUCAAGGAGAAUUACAAAUUAUCCGUACCUAUAAUAAAAAAUGUUAAGGUGGCUGGUGUUUUUUCGCA
Molecule: messenger RNA, 1974 nt
Organism: Punica granatum (pomegranate)
Lineage: Eukaryota; Viridiplantae; Streptophyta; Magnoliopsida; Myrtales; Lythraceae
Source: RefSeq, a predicted model, not a curated record